Molecule: messenger RNA, 1399 nt
Organism: Rubroshorea leprosula
Lineage: Eukaryota; Viridiplantae; Streptophyta; Magnoliopsida; Malvales; Dipterocarpaceae
Source: the annotation of a GenBank genome assembly
AUUUCAAACCCAAACCAAAAAGCAACCAUAAAAUUAUUUCAAACCCAAACCAAACGGACCUCAAAACCCACCGGUGAAUCUCCGACGACUGAGAUGAUCGACGCAUUGAAGAACAAGUACCAAGUCUGCGAGGAGAUCGGCCGGGGACGCUUCGGUACCAUCUCCCGCCUCUUCUGUCCGACAACCCAACACUCCUACGCCUGCAAAUCCAUCGAUAAACGCCUCCUUACCGACCCUACUGACCGCGAGUGCCUCGACAACGAGCCCAAGAUCAUGACCCUCCUUUCUCCUCACCCCCACAUCGUCCAAGUUCACGAUAUUUUCGAAUCCGAGGAUAACCUUGAGAUUGUGCUCGAACUCUGCCAGUCCGUCACGCUAUACGACCAGAUUAUGCGCCACGCGCAGCUGCCGGAGCUGAAGGCGGCGUCGUAUUUGAAGCAAUUGAUGCUCGCCAUCGCUCAUUGCCACCAUUUUGGCGUCGUGCACCGGGACAUCAAGCCGGACAACGUCCUGUUUGAUUUCCCGAGCAAAGUCAAGCUGGCGGAUUUUGGGUCCGCUACGUGGGUAGGGGAAGUGGGGUCCGUUAGUGGGCUGGUGGGGACGCCGUAUUAUGUGGCGCCGGAGGUGGUGAGGGGGGGAGAAUACAACGAGAAGGUGGAUGUGUGGAGCGCAGGGGUGGUCCUGUACGUGAUGCUAGCCGGUGUGCCCCCCUUCUACGGGGAAACCGCCGCCGAGAUUUUUGAGGCGAUUUUGAGGGGAAAUCUGAGGUUCCCUCCUCGGAUUUUUCGCUCUGUUUCAACAGAAGCUAAAGAUUUGCUAAGAAAGAUGAUUUGCAGGGAUGUCUCCAAGAGAUUAUCUGCAGAACAAGUCCUAAAGCAUCCAUGGAUCUUAAAUGAGGGAGAAACAGCAUCAAUAGACUGAUACAAACCUGGAAAUACCCAAAAUAUAAUACGGAUCUUAAGGGAGAAGAAGAAGAACAUUAGUUCUUCCUAGUGUAAGAAUUAGCAGAAACCAGAAAGGAUGCCACUUUUUCUGCAUACUACAAGACAAAACUCCAUUGAUGAAUGCUUCGAGAGAAUUCAGUUAUUCUGAGUCGUGAGGAGUUAAAUGGACAAGAGAGAAUCACACUGGUGCUUUUGCUCUGAUUUUAAGGAACUGUAGCAGAAGUAGUUUCGGUUUUUCUCUCUUUCUUUUGUAAGGUAUAUUUGAGGAAGAAAAAAGGAAAAGAGUGUAAUCAGAAAUAAAGAAGAAAGGCAAGGGAAGAACCCUGUCUUCCCCCGCCUUUGCUUUUUCUUGUGAAGAAAGUAAGAUGGAUGCGACAAAGCAGUGAAAAGUAGCAUUGUACCUGCAGCCUUUGUAUAACAUAUGGAUGUAUAUGGAAUAAAGACUGAGCUUCCUU